Messenger RNA from Aethina tumida (small hive beetle), 1799 nucleotides. Its product is annotated as serine protease inhibitor 88Ea. The record is from RefSeq and is a predicted model, not a curated record. Gene Ontology annotation, molecular function: serine-type endopeptidase inhibitor activity. The transcript has 5 exons. Bases 213 to 1454 code for a protein of 413 amino acids. NCBI's taxonomy places the organism in Eukaryota, Metazoa, Arthropoda, Insecta, Coleoptera, Nitidulidae.
CAGUCUGCGUGUGCCGCUCAUCCACUGGUUUUGGUGACCGAAUGUUCAAUUUCCGCUUCGAUCGUCAGUGCGUUGUCGGUGUAUGAUAACAACAAGAGGACAAAAAAACUAUUUACAUAUUAGUUGUGCGUUUCGUGGUGUACACCAUUGUAGGGGGAAGUUGAGGAGGAAGUGAAGACGUAGGGUUGAAGAGACAGCAUCCGAACGACAAGAUGAAAACCGUCAUCGCGACCGCCUUGCUGCUCUUCGCGGUGAAGCUGAGCAGCCAGCAGUGUUUCUCACCCAACGACAACGAGCUACCCAAUCGAAGAACCCGUGCCGAACUUUACGGUGGACAACAGGAGUUCUCCCUGACUCUACUUAAUGCCAUCAACAAGCUGAUGCCCAACGAAAAUCUGUUCUUCUCGCCCUAUUCCACGUACCAUGCCCUGUUGAUCACCUACUUCAUGUCCGGCAAGCAAACGGAAAGUUAUUUGAAGAAGGUUUUGAGGUUUAAGCCCGACGAGGGAAAAAUCGACAUCGUCAACGCUUACAAAGUGGACAAAUUCCAAACUCAAUUGAUGGCACGCGAUGCCCCAUUCGAGUUCACCAACGCCAACAGAAUUUACGUGGCUGACAACAUCCCGAUUAGGGACUGCAUCAAACCCCUGUUCCACGAAGAACUGGCUGAAACCGAUUUCAUAAAGGAUCCUGAAGCUGCCCGUGCCGGCAUUAACCGUUGGGUCGAAAACGCCACCCACAACAUGAUCAAAGACUUGAUUCCACCGGGUACCAUCGACGCUUCCACCAGCUUAGUUCUGGUCAAUGCAGCCUACUUCAAGGGUGUUUGGGAGAACAAAUUCGAUCCCGACUUAACCAAGAAGGAAGUCUUCUAUGUCAGUCCCACGAAACAGAUUAUGGUGGACAUGAUGCACGUCGAAGGAUCUUUCGGUCACGACGUUUCUGAAAAGUUGGGAGCCCACAUUUUGGAACUGCCUUAUCAAGGAAACAAGAUCAGCAUGUACAUACUUCUUCCACCCUUCACCAAAGAAAACAACAUCGAAGCCACAUUGAAGAAUCUCACAUUGGAGAACUUCGUAAGCAUCAUAAACUCAGAAACCCUCAUCUCUAAGACUGUGCAAGUGGCCCUCCCCAAGUUCAGUUUGGAAACAACUGUGGAGUUGGUGCCGAUCCUGGAGAACCUUGGCGUUGGGAACCUGUUCCGCGACGACGCCGACUUCUCGUCGCUGACUAACAAGAAGAUCACGGUGGCCGAGGGCGUGCACAAGGCGCGCAUCGACAUCAACGAGAUGGGUUCGCACGCCGCCGCCGCCACCGCCAUUUUCAGCUGGAGGAUGGGCGACGAGGAGGAGACGCUCCAGUUCAAGUGCAACAGGCCGUUCGUCUACUUUAUCUACAACAAGAAGGCGCACACCAUUCUGUUUGCCGGCAUCUUCAAAAAGCCUCCCGCUUAAUUAAAUUACGGGGUGGCUUACAGGGUUUUGGUUCCUUGUUAAUUUAAUUCUCAACAGAUCUGUACUUAAAAUCGGAGCUCGUCGAUCAAAUUAACCAAGACCUUUAACGUCAACCUCAGAGUUUUAGCAGUAAAUGUAAAAACAAUACCAAUUAAGAUUAGCGGACUGCUCUUUUAAUAAUUAUGUUUGUAUAUUCCAACUGUAAGUUAUGUAGGUACAAAAAAAAUAAUUUAACCCUUAAGUUAUAUCUACAAAUGUACUUGUAUAAUAUAAGUUUUACCGUAAUAAUGUAUUAUAUACAUUAAACCUGAAUGGAAGAAAUAAACAAAAACAAUAUGUAAUUAA